Molecule: messenger RNA, 2217 nt
Organism: Acyrthosiphon pisum (pea aphid)
Lineage: Eukaryota; Metazoa; Arthropoda; Insecta; Hemiptera; Aphididae
Product: putative vesicular glutamate transporter eat-4
Exons: 10
Coding region: 180-1628 (482 amino acids)
Source: RefSeq, a predicted model, not a curated record
UGCACCAUAUGGUUUAUGUAUCAUUUUUACACUGUAUAAUGUCGGCACAUUGAAUUUAUUCAUUGCUCACACCACACUGCAAGAUACAUGACCGGAUCAUCGUUCUUAUGCACAUUUGAAACGUCCGGGAAACUAUUGAUGCUGAACCGGGUUGCCCGCUGGUUUAUCGUAAAAAGUGGAUGAUGAGUCUUGAGGGAAACGUGAUAAGUAGAUGGGAUCCUCCAUCUUACUUACAAUUACCAGAACAACCGUCGUCCAGAUUCAUGGACAGGCUUAUCCAUUUGAAAACUACAUAUUGGAACAGAGGAUACGCAAUAUUUUUGCUCGGAUUUAUAGGUUUAACUAUUACGUCGCUUCAAUGGACUGUAUAUUAUAGAUUUAUUGAGUUUAUGGAAAAACAAAAUAAAAUUGACUCUUCUCAUUAUGGUUACAUGUCUUACAAUAUGUAUGGAUAUUCUCUCGGUUUAAUACCUGGAGGUAUUUUAGGCACUGUUUAUCCGGCUCACAAUAUUUUGGGGAUUUUCAUCGCUGUAUCGUCGAUUGGUCAUUUACUUCAUUUCAUGAGUAUAAGUUACUUAAAUACUCUCACGCAUUGUAUAUUCCAAUUUUUUAUAGGAACAACAAUGGCCGUGGUGGAUAUGUCAUUGUACAGGGUUUGGACUUACUGGGUUCCACUGAAUAAACAGUCGAUACGCCACGUUCCAAUAGUAUUGUACGUGAUGAUUUUCGAUGGCGGAUAUAUCCAUGAUACUAUUGAUAAUGUACACGAUAAACAUUCGUCUUCUAUGUUAACUCUAUUUAUUGGUUUGAUUGGAUUGGCAUGGUACGUAUUAUGGCUGUACGUGAUCAAUGGAAAUUAUUCAUUUCGGAACCUGAAGAACCCCGAUUGUAUUUUGUUUGGAGGUACAAACAACUCGCGAUAUUCCUUUGAAGCAUAUGGUGUUUCGUUAACCCGAUCAAUCGUAUCGGAAAUUCCAUGGAAAUCGAUUUGCACUUCUAAGCCAUUCCUUGCGAUUGUCUUAUUAUACGUGUUUGAUGUUCGACUUCAUUAUUCAUUUGGUAGUGUUGGUGACGAUACUUUCGAAUGGACUAUGAGACAUUACACUAUCGUCUUAAUGUUACUCUUCGUCGUCCUAGUCGAAUUAGUUCCAGAAAUCACUGUAUCUAUUUCCACAGCCAACGUCAGAAAGUUUUGGAGUUGCUCGUAUUUCGGUUCAAUGGGCAUAGUUUUUAUUCUGGAGGCCAUAUUAGGAAAUACUAUAAGAACAAAUAAAACGUGCCAAUAUUUUUUUAAUGAAAUGCAUUAUCUUUAUAGUUUUGGAUUCUACGUAAAUAUUUUAGACAUCGCACCAAAAUAUGCUAGUUUAUUGGCUAGUUUACUGCUGAGCAUACAUUAUAAUUCUGACUUUUUGUGGGUCAAUGUCAUAAAUAGAAUAUUGAGUUAUGUGAAUCUUAACGAAGUGGAAACUGAUAUCCUGAUGACGAUAAUAUGUUUUACGUUGGCGGUGUUGUAUGCCAUUUUCGCUUCAGCGGAACCACACCAUGGGCAGAUGAACCGAUGGAAGAAAAUCAACAAAAUAUGGUUGAAAAUGACAAUAAAUUAUAAUAAUUUAAUAUGUACAAUGUAAUAUUUAUGCGUUAUAAAUUAUAAUAAUUAAUUAUAUGACUACUACAAUAUUAAAUACUACAUUUUAUUUAAAAAUCCAACCGUUCGAAGACACGAAUUAUGUAUGUGUUUUGUAAAAGUGCCUAUAUACGUUGGGUAAAGACAUGACAAUUUUACCCAACGUAUAUUUUAGUAGCAUCCAUAUACUAGGUUUCUGUUAUUAUAACCCUUUCUUAGAAAAUAUGCAUCUUUCCAACUAUUGCUUAUUCGUAAACCUGUUUAUUCACUACUCGCCUAUAAGUAUACAUAAUAAUACUAUACCUUCCGAGUGAUUUCUACUGUUAUUAGUUAUUACUAUUAGCUAUUGCGUUGGAAACAGGGUUUUAGACUGCUGGGCACGAGUUUUUUUGUGAACUUUCCUCUAUUGCCAUGAGCAUCAUAUUAGGGCCACACAUUGACAUUCCUCCAUUGCAUGAGAGACACAUAUUGAUGCUCAACAUUUUUAAAUGUUGAAAUUGAGCAUACAUAUUAGACCUCGUUAUGUUAAUUUUUUGAAUAGAGAAUAAAAAUCUAAAUAUAUAACUACUAGUAGCAUUGAGACUUAUGACCGG